Helobdella robusta is the source of this 363-nucleotide messenger RNA. RefSeq lists its product as hypothetical. The record is from RefSeq and is a predicted model, not a curated record. NCBI's taxonomy places the organism in Eukaryota, Metazoa, Annelida, Clitellata, Rhynchobdellida, Glossiphoniidae. The transcript is spliced from 3 exons. Bases 1 to 363 code for a protein of 120 amino acids.
AUGGUAGCCAAUCUUCUAAAAGAAACAGGCACAAAAAAGAUGAAGACCCCGCUUAGAAUAAAAGAAGCGUUAUACAUACACAAAAACAAGCCAUCUCUCAACAAACAAAUCAACACCUUCGACCACACCCUUCAACUGUUCUCCCAAUACUAUAACACCUCCCCACUACGUACGAACUUGGUCCGAGCUGGCGAUGGUACAGUACAACGACACAGUUAUCAGCCUGGUUUGGAUCCAGCGUAUUUAGUUGGAAUGAGCAAAUCACCUCGAUUGACUUGUUUAAGAUGUUUUGAUGAAAAAUCUGGUUCAUCAUUUGUUUGGUCGUCUGAGAUUAAGUAUUUGUGGCAUGAUAAGGAUUGGUGA